Messenger RNA from Musa acuminata subsp. malaccensis (wild Malaysian banana), 661 nucleotides. RefSeq lists its product as uncharacterized. The record is from RefSeq and is a predicted model, not a curated record. NCBI's taxonomy places the organism in Eukaryota, Viridiplantae, Streptophyta, Magnoliopsida, Zingiberales, Musaceae.
AGGAGCCUUCCACUCCAGAGGAGGAGAGGAGGGAGCCAUGAGCUUCGGGAGCAAGUCUUCUGUGAGCUGCGCUGACGCUCGUUGGCCGGUUAGACCAAGCUACAAGUGGCCGGAGUCCGACGCCGAGUUCGUGAAGUCGAUGGCAGGAAGAAGGGGUGAAAGAGGCAGCCAUCGCGAUGGGAGGAAGAAGUGGAGUCCGAGUCCGAUGGUGGUGGAUAGCUAUUCCUGCCGGCAGAUGUACCUGAGGAGCUACACCUUCUCCAAGGAGGAGACUGUCACGGAGAAGGCACGGCAGUGCCUCGGGAAAGUCAAGGGGCGAGCUGCUCUUCUGUUCCCUUUUCUCCAGCAGAAUUCUGAGAGCGGCAAUGAAAUGCACGGACGUAACAGCAGGAGGAAGAAGAAGAAGAAGAAGAAGAAGGGUUGCGGAACAAACAGGAAGCUGAGAGAGAUCUCCUACUCGGCACUGUUCUCCAUUUUCUACCGACUCCUCUUGUGCACCGCUGGUGUCGAAGUUGCUGACCGAAAAUAAACCGACGUGUUAAUUUUGCUGGAUCUCUCUCCAUACAAGUACAAAUUUGUUCUAUGUAUUCUCAGAAGCUGGUGUUUUGUAUCUGUGUAUCGUACUAAAAUAUCAGAAUUAAGAGUCGCAAUAUUACUUUUA